Messenger RNA from Rhincodon typus (whale shark), 2875 nucleotides. RefSeq lists its product as uncharacterized. The transcript has 2 exons. The record is from RefSeq and is a predicted model, not a curated record. Lineage: Eukaryota; Metazoa; Chordata; Chondrichthyes; Orectolobiformes; Rhincodontidae. Bases 570 to 1310 code for a protein of 246 amino acids.
GAAGUACAGGAUCGGCAUCCAUUCCCUCCCACUACUCCUGCCCUCUGCUUUGCCUGCUCCCUGCGCACGCUCUCACACUUCAAGGCUUGUGGCAGAGUGACUCAAAUUGUUUCUUGACCUUGGACAGAUCUUCCGCCGUGGGCUGCCUGCUAGGAAUUUAGUGAGCUCCAGAACACUGCAUGCUGGAACACACAGACAGCCUUGCCGUCUGCUUUUCGCUCCCACAACUUUUUCUUCCAAUUGCAGUCAAACCAGAAAGGAACAAAACUAUUUAGAAACUGAAUGCAGACAGAUAGAACGACUUCUUCAGGCUCUGAUGCAUAAGGAGGUGACAGAUGCUGUGUAGUCCUGGCUCUUAUCUUUUCAACUGAGGAAUCUGAGGUACAACCAAGGCCAAUGGCACUGGUGUCAAUGUGACAAUUAUCUUGAACUGUGUUGCCAAUACCUAAAUGAAACAGGAGUCGUGGGUGAGUGAGAUGCUUCACUGAAGAGAAAUCAAGAACUGUUUUCUAGUAGUUGGGCUUUUCUAUCAAUUGAGGACUCAUUCAGCCUGAGAAACCCAGUACAAUAUGCCUGCCAAAACCCCUAUGUAUCUAAAGACUUUGACCCCAAAGCGGGGCAAGAAGAUGAGAUUGCGUGAUGUUCUGUCAAGUGACAUGAUCAGUCCACCCUUGGGUGACUUCCGUCACAGUGCCCACAUUGGGAAGGAUGGUGAAAGUGACAUGUUUGGGGACAUUUCCUUCUUACAGGGCAAGUAUGACGUCCUUCCAAACCUCAACCGGAGGCCAACUUCUCAAAGUACGGGGCAAGGACUGGAUGGAGAAUACAACUAUGAGCGAGGUUUUAACAAUGGAGCAGGUGACUAUCCUACCCUCCUGAAGAAUGCCGUCUCUCUCCCAGCAUUCGAUGGUGCUCACAAAAGCCAGGACCAGGAGCAAGCUCCUCCAAAGCCUCCUAGGCUCCACCUGGAGGAAGGCACUGGUCAACAGUCACUGUCGGUCAGCUCUACAACAGAAUGUUUCCACAAUGCUGAAGAAGAGUUUGCCACCCCCACAUUCAGCAAAACAGGGUCUUCAGUUUCUUUAUUGACGGAGUCGAACACUUCUUCAGAAUGCUCAGUCAUUGGCAUUGAGCAGCUGGAUGAGAAGAGAGCCUUAAUCUUCAACAGCGAGAUGUCCCUCAAUAAUGAGACCCUUUUCCCUUCUGACUCAUACCUGAGUGGAUCCGAAUCUUCCCUUGGCUUGAACCUCGAUUUAGGGCCAUCCAUAUUGGAUGAUGUCCUCAGAAUUAUGGAUGGAUACAAGAUCUAGCAAAAUUGGUGGAAGGCUGUUGAAGGAAUGACAAUGACAAUAGGGAGUGUCCAAACAUGAUCAUAUCACGUUGGCCACUGACAGUUCAGGCAAAUGCUUACUCUUGGACUGAGAGAAAACAUUUGAAACUGCUCCCGUGGUCUAAUCACAGAUAUAUCACUUGCUAAACUGGAACUGCUAAAAGGAAUAUCACAUAAACUUAAUUGGACAUGAAGGAUAACUAGUAUUUUAUCUUUAACUUCAACAAACUUCCUGGAUGAUACCAGAAUUAUAUACAACACUGCAAGCCAGAAAUGUUAAACUAUUUCUUGAAAAACCUGUUAAAUUCUUGACCUUGUGACUGUAAAAAAGUUGUUAUUCCCUGUAGGAUUACAUAAUAGUUUAGAACUCAGAGAUAUACAUAAUAUGUUACAAUUGAAAUAACACUGAAAUGAACUAGUUGAAUUACUUGAGGUUUUACGACAAUCUGAUUCCCGAAUGGUUCCUAUUAUUGAUACCAGCCCUUUAUCCCAGGGUUAAAAAGUUGUAUAAUGCAAGCAGAAAUCGACUCCCAACUCUUCUUUGCCUUUCCUUCUUUGCAAUCUCCUCCAGCCCUUAUAAACCUCCCAGGUCUCUGGAACCUUUUCCAGCAUCAAUAAAACUCCCAAAUCUCAGUAACACCCUUCAGUCCCAGUAACAAUUCCAAAUCUGUAACAUCUUCAGUCCCCUAUAACCUUUCCAAAUCUCCCUAGCCAUCUCUGGCCCCAACAACCUGGUCAGGGCGUCUCCAAUCCGGCCUAUCGUGCAUUCCCAAUUUCCUUUCUUGCACCGUUAGCUGCCUUAUUUCAGCUGGCUGAGGGGGUUCCUAGGCUUUCUGUUUAACCUUUUCCAUCUCUCUACCUUUUAGUUUAGAAAUUUUCUGGUCACUCAUUCAAAACUCAAACUGGUACAAAACUGAACAGGCUGUCCCUUCAUCCCAAACUGUCUAAAACCCACAUAGAACUGUUUGGAUAAGUAUCAGAUUGUCCAUUAGUUGAUGCCAGGGAAGUGCUGGCUUCUCUUUAUCCCUCAUUUCACACGCCAUAUCUUCCCUUGUAAACAACCAACUCCCUGGCUUCUGUAAUUACUAUAAUUGUAUUUUCACAGCAAGUUAGAUGAGACCAAUUAGGUGGAGAGCUUGGUCACCACAAUUCUUCUGUCAUCUUAUCCCCUGUGAGGGUGUCUGUGUAAAGGCGAACACAUUCCUCCUGGCAGUCAGGCCAGGCUGAUCCAGUCUGUAUCAUAAAGCCUUUCACUGAUUUGGGAAUGUGGAGCACUGGAAUGUCUCCGGUUAUUAAAUGGGAGGAUAUCGUGUGCCUAGUGCUGUUGACCUCUCUUUUUAAAUAGUAUCCAUUAAUCAGCGUAUGUCCUUGAGUAGGAUUUAUCACAAAACUGCCAUCACUAUGCAAGGAAUGUAUUGCACAAACAUGUUCUUAGCAACUAAGGCUUUCUGUGGAAUGGAAUUUUAUCUUUUUUGUUUGCAUUUCUAAUGUUAAAAUACUCAAUUGGUUAUUCCCAUUAAAGCAAUUCCCAUUUGUCUGACUGUC